Molecule: messenger RNA, 747 nt
Organism: Fusarium keratoplasticum
Lineage: Eukaryota; Fungi; Ascomycota; Sordariomycetes; Hypocreales; Nectriaceae
Product: Protein CMS1
Exons: 5
Coding region: 1-747 (248 amino acids)
Cellular component (GO): nucleus; 90S preribosome
Source: RefSeq, a predicted model, not a curated record
AUGUCGGCAUCAAAAAAGAGGCAGGCGGAGGACAACCCUUCUCAACCCAAGCCCAAGAAGAAUAAGAAGAGAAAGGCCAAUGCCCCGGAUGAUGACACCCUCGACACUGAGCUCGGUCUCAACACCCUGUUUACAAAAAUGGACAACCAGCUUUUGGCAGAUCACCUCGCUCAGAAGCUGAGUCGAUUCGGCAGUGAUCUGAGUGCCGUGGAAAUCUCUGAUCUGACUGUAUCAGCCAACGCCAUCCAGGACACGACUUCAUGGCAGGAGACGAGGACGUUGGACAAGUUCCCCGACUUCCUCGAAAGCGUCUCGGAGAACCCUGAGGGUCUAAAGAAGUCGCCCAAGAAGAAGGGCUCGCCUCAUACGCUCAUCGUUGCAGGAGCGGGUUUGAGAGCAGCUGAUAUCGUGAGAUCGAUGCGCAAGUUUCAGAGCAAGGACAACACAAUCUCCAAGCUGUUCGCCAAGCACAUGAAAGUCGAAGAGCAAGUCAACUUCCUUCAGGGCCACAGGACUGGUAUCGCCGUCGGCACACCUGCCCGACUCAUGGACCUCAUUGACAACGGCGCACUCUCCCUCGACAACCUGAAGCGGCUCGUCGUGGAUGCCUCCCACAUCGACCAGAAGAAGCGCGGCGUCAUGGACAUGAAGGACACCAUGAUGCCGCUUGCCAAGUUCCUGGCACGGAAGGAGUUCAAGGAUCGGUAUGGUGAUGAGAAGAAGCCGCUGGCGUUGUUGUUCUAUUAG